This is a messenger RNA of Sphaerulina musiva SO2202, 3575 nucleotides long. RefSeq names its product E3 ubiquitin-protein ligase bre1. Gene Ontology annotation, cellular component: nucleus; HULC complex. The coding region runs from base 157 to 2373 and encodes 738 amino acids. The transcript is spliced from 7 exons. The record is from RefSeq and is a predicted model, not a curated record. Gene Ontology annotation, molecular function: ubiquitin protein ligase activity; metal ion binding. Lineage: Eukaryota; Fungi; Ascomycota; Dothideomycetes; Mycosphaerellales; Mycosphaerellaceae.
GCCCGCGCACCGGACUGCCGACAUCUAUAGCGUUUAUCGGCGCCCGCUGGAUUCACACAUCCUACACAUAUGCACGUCUGACGCGCGCCCUCCCACCUGCGCACAUGGCCCCCGCGGCAGAAGUAAUCCUCCCAGCAGCCUGAUUGACCUUCUCAAAUGACCGCCACCAAGACCGUGCUGCCCGCGCUCCCAUCUCUAUCCAAAACUGCGAUGGAAGACCGGAAGCGGUCACUCAUGAAUGAUGUCGAGGAUCUGGCCCCGAGUCGCAAGCGCCUCAAGGAUGAAAAUGGCGCCACGAUGCGCAUGGACGAGGACAAGGAAAAGCAGGUCGAGGACUACCAGAAAGACGCCAUCAUACGGCAGCUGAAGGAGUAUAAGCGCCAGAAGCGCGAUGCUGACGAACAGCUGGUUGAGCUUCAGCGCAAGGUCACCUACCAUGACGACCAUAUCCGAGUGGUCGACGCCUGGUGGUCUCAACUCCUCGACGAGAUCCGCAUCCGAGUUGGCGACGAGCUCCCGACACCGCCGCCCAGCGCAACAUCUGCGAUCAUCGGGGAAGAGAUAUACAACAGAGCCCUCCACUUUGACGACGUGGAGUCGUUCUCUGCGCAUCUCAAGGCCCGGUCUGCCAACCUCAAGAAUGCUAUUAAGGAUCUCUUCGCCAAAGUGCCCUCAGCCUCUUCGCCCUCAGAAGAGCAGCUGCAGAGGCGCCUUGGCGAAUUGCUCGCUCGGGAGAAAGAGCAUGCGGUUGAGCUCAAAAAGGCCAUUGACGAGAAGGAGUCCAUGUAUGAGCGUCUCGAAGCCGCCAUGGGUCGGUACAUGACCGCUGAACGCAAGCUGGAUCGCGCCAAAAGUAGCCAAGUACAGAAGCUUGAGAGGCAGGCGAUCAUGGGUAGCAAUGGUGAUGGUACAUCUCCGACUACCUCGAAAGCCGCUGCGCUGCCCAAGCGCGAGCACGGGGAUAGUAAUGGCGAGCUCGAGAAUGGUGUCGAUACCGCAGAGGCUGAAGCGCUGCGCAAGGAGGCCAUUGCUAUCGCGGAUAAGCAGAAAGCCCAGGUCGAAGAGAUUGAGGUCGAGAACGAGCGUCUUACAAACGAACUCAGUGCUGCGAGGACAAAGCUUGCCAGUCUCACGGACGACGAUUACAUGGAGACUUCGCACUACAAGAUCCUCAAAUCGAUGUAUGAGGAUGUUGUGAAGCGUGUGAACGAUCUAGAGGCAUUCAACAAGCAGCUCCGGGAAGAGACGCAGAAAUUGCAGGCCGAGAGAGCCGCGACACGAACGCAAGUGGAGGAGGAGACCAGGAACCAUAUCUCAGAAGUCGAGGCAGCGAACGCACGCGCGGAGACAGACCUGGCACGCAUUCGGCACGCGCGCGACCAAUUGAACUCAGAAUUGGCAGUUCUGAAAGCUUCGGACGACAUCCCCAAGUCAUCUCUAGCAUUGGCGCAGGAGGUGGCUGAAGCCAAAGAUUCGAGGAUAUCAGCUUUGGAGUCAAAGGUACAGCGACUGGAACUACAGCUCGGAGAGGCCGAAGCGGCAGAGCUAGAUCUGGACGGUCUGGACGUGGAUGCUUUGAGAGCAAAGGUGCAAACUCUUACAAAUCAAUACUCGCUGCUUGCGAACGAAUUGCCAUCAUUAGAGGCAGCCUGGAGAAAGCUGCAAGCAACGGCGAAUAAGAAGAUAGAAGAUAUCGCUCAUUGGGAGGACCAGCUCUCGCGUUUGGCUGCUGAAAAGGCGAAAGCUGACCACAAGUACUUUGGAGCGAUGAAGGCCAAAGACACGCAGGAAGCACAACUUCGAACCGCCAAGUCGCAAAACUCGCGGUCAAGCGAGAUCGUAACCCAACUCAAGGACGAGGCAGCAAAGGCCAAAGAUCUCUGCAGCAACUACGAACGUCAGCUGGCCGAAUCGAAAGAAGCUUACACGAAGCUGGAGCAGCAGCAUCGCACUGCCGAGCAGAAGUUGAAAGAAGCCACAUUCGCCAGCGAUGGUCUUAAGAAGAGCAGUGAAGAGUUGAAGACGCUCGUGGCCGCCAGAGAUAAGGAAGUGCUCGGAACAUCGAAAGCAAAACGCCAGGCCGAGGAGGAUCUGGAGAAGUGCAAAGCACGGCUGGAUGACACGAAGAAGCAGUACGAUGCGCUUCGAAAGAGCAGGGCUGCAGUGAAUGCAGCAGACUCGGACGAUUGGCGGAAAGUUGCCAUUUGCCCAGUCUGUUCCGCAAACAUCCGAAAUACUGUAUUGAAGACAUGCGGCCAUGUGUUCUGCCACAACUGCGUCAAGGACCUCAUUUCGAACCGCAACAGAAAGUGCCCCAGCUGCGCGAGAAGCUUUGGUACCAAUGACCAUCAAACAAUCCACCUCACGGCCUGAGCGCUAUAAUUGCUGAGCUUCGACCGACGGAUCAGGAUACACUCUUCGCUCCAGCCAUUGCCGAGACGAAACGUCCGCUGCCUAUCGUAAGCUCCUGGAGACGUAAUCGAUUAGGAUGUCCCUAUGAGCACGGCCAAGUAGGGCUGUGAAAGUGGCCCACAAAUAAUGUUGCUGCAGGAAGCCAAGGGAGGUUGCAGAAAGACACUGCAUCUGGGAUUGAGGAGGUGGGAAGCAGGGACCCAUUUAUCCCUUGGCCUGUGGAGGACACAAGUUCCAUUCUCCAAUGAGAGUUGCUGCCUCUUGAGAUAGGCAUUGAACGAAAACUAGGCAACGAAUGAAAUAGUCUAAAUCACGCCUUCUGCUCUCCAGUCCUGCAUAGAGCCAUGUUCCGCUGUUGCCGCUGUUGCUUACGUCGAAGCAUAGCGUAAAUGGAACGGGCAACCUGAAGAAUGUAUUGUAAAUGUAAUUUUGAACAUGCUCUUAUCGUGACAGACGAACGGAUAAAACGCUCUGAUUAUGAAAUGCCUAUUCGGCCAGUUUCAUCUUCCUAACCAUAGAUAUCCUGACGUCUUGUUUGCUUGCCGGUUCUAUUGCGCCCUCAAGACGUCCCAUUUAUUCAUAUGUCCAGGUCGUCCUGUGAUGGAUGUAGACCACCGCCUCUUUCUCCUCUCCUUCUUCUUUCUCUUCUUCUUCCUCUCUCUACGCGAAUAUCGUCUUCCCUUUGAACAGGAUCUCAAUUGCCAAGUACCAAUCUUCCACAGGCAGCCCAGCUUCUUUCCUACCGAGUCCUUCCCCGUAAUCAUCAUAUCUUACCGCAGUGCGAUUUCGCCCUGACGAGAUGCUCGUUUAUGGAUCAUAGCUUGACACCCGCAGAAGAGGAGGAAAGCCGCGUAUACAACCACCGCGCCAAAAACAGCCGUAGCCACGGCUUUUCCAUCUUCGGGGUCAUCGUUUGCGCCCAUCAUGCUGUGGUGGUUUGUGGCGAACAUGCCCCCGAUUGUGCUGAGGAUUACGAUGCCAAAGAUGGAGAUGACGAUGCAUGUCCAUGCGUUGAAUGCUGAUACCACGGGCUUCAUGUUUGCUGAUCGGGCGCCUGGCCGGGUGUUUGUCCGUGACUCUGUGUGUGUGAGGGAUGAGAGGAGGGGUGGCGAUGGAUUCGGGGAUUGUACAGAGUGCUUUGUGGUGGUCUUCAAGAUGGCGAC